Messenger RNA from Dermochelys coriacea (leatherback sea turtle), 2510 nucleotides. It is a transcript of the gene SYVN1, whose product is annotated as synoviolin 1. Gene Ontology annotation, cellular component: cytoplasm. Bases 211 to 2250 code for a protein of 679 amino acids. NCBI's taxonomy places the organism in Eukaryota, Metazoa, Chordata, Testudines, Dermochelyidae. The transcript has 16 exons. The record is from RefSeq and is a predicted model, not a curated record.
GUAGACACUGGGACCGUACCGUCUGAAAUAGUGGGGGGGGGCAGUAGGGAGUUGAGAAUUUGAUUCAGCCCAGCUGCAUUCUGAAACGAGGGAGCUGGUUGGGUUCGAAUUGUAACGCUCGCUGCUCUAAAUAAGGGAGGGUCUGAGGCGAGACCCCGGGGCGUGACUGGAGGUAGUCCCCGCAGAGGUGAAUUGGGUGGGGUUACUAGGAUGUGUGCGGAUGGUACAUCUCAAACGGAAGUGAGGUGUCUCCUAGCUUCAGGACUUCCGGUGGAGGGCGGGGUGAGGCGCAGCUGGUUGUGGUGCUGGGAGCAGCAGCCUGGGGGGCUCCUGAAUCCUGGUCGUUGGGCUGGGGAGAUGUUCCGAACUGCAGUCAUGAUGGCUGCCAGCCUGGCUCUGACAUCGGUGGUAGUGGCUCACGCCUAUUACCUGAAGCACCAGUUCUACCCAACAGUGGUGUAUCUGACCAAAUCCAGCCCCAGCAUGGCAGUUCUCUACAUUCAGGCUUUUGUUUUGGUUUUCCUCCUGGGCAAAUUCAUGGGCAAAGUGUUUUUUGGCCAGCUCCGAGCAGCAGAAAUGGAGCACCUACUUGAGAGAUCAUGGUAUGCAGUCACAGAAACUUGCCUGGCCUUCACCGUCUUCAGGGAUGACUUCAGUCCCCGCUUUGUGGCCCUCUUCACCCUUCUCCUAUUCCUCAAGUGCUUCCACUGGCUCGCUGAGGAUCGGGUGGACUUUAUGGAGAGGAGUCCAAACAUCUCCUGGCUCUUUCAUUUCCGCAUAAUCUCUCUGAUGCUUUUGUUGGGCAUCCUGGAUUUCCUAUUUGUCAGCCAUGCCUACCACAGCAUCCUCACCCGGGGAGCCUCUGUCCAGCUGGUCUUUGGGUUUGAGUAUGCCAUCCUCAUGACCAUGGUGCUCACCAUCUUCAUAAAGUACAUUCUGCAUUCAGUCGACCUGCAGAGUGAGAAUCCAUGGGACAACAAGGCUGUCUACAUGCUGUACACGGAGCUCUUCACAGGCUUCAUUAAAGUGUUGCUGUACAUGGCCUUCAUGACAAUCAUGAUCAAAGUGCACACUUUCCCUCUCUUCGCUAUCCGGCCUAUGUACCUGGCAAUGAGGCAGUUCAAGAGAGCUGUGACUGAUGCCAUCAUGUCACGCCGUGCCAUUCGCAACAUGAACACUCUAUAUCCUGAUGCCACUCCAGAAGAGCUUCAAGCCAUGGAUAAUGUUUGUAUUAUCUGUCGGGAGGAGAUGGUGGUGGGCGCUAAACGCCUGCCAUGCAACCACAUAUUCCACACCAGCUGCCUGCGUUCAUGGUUCCAGCGGCAGCAGACCUGCCCCACCUGCCGCAUGGACGUCCUCCGUGCCUCCCUCCCGUCUCAGUCCCAGACGCCACCCGAGCAACAGGAGCAAGCACAGCAGCAGCAACAGCAGCCACCACCACACCAUACUCCACUGAUUCCCCAGCCCCCUAACUUCCCCCAAGGAAUCCUGCCCCCGUUUCCUCCUGGGAUGUUCCCCCUCUGGCCUCCCAUAGGUCCAUUUCCUCCAGUGCCUGGUGUCCAGCCACCCAACAAUGCAGAGAAUCCCUCUGCUGCUUCCGGUGCACCCUCCGCUUCAGGCAUUCAGACAACAGCGAGUACCUCAAGACCUGGUGGUGAUUCAGCAUCUGGAUCGGACACUGCCCCUGUGGGAACUGUGCCUGGCUUUCCCUUCCCUCCCCCGUGGAUGGGAAUGGCAUUGCCACCUCUAUUUGGCUUCCCUCCUAUGCCUGUGCCACCCGCCGGGUUUGCUGGGUUGACAGACGAAGAGCUCCGUGCCAUGGAAGGACAUGACCGGCAGCAUCUGGAAGCCAGGCUCCAGUGUCUGCAGAACAUUCACACACUCCUAGAUGCAGCCAUGUUACAGAUAAACCAGUAUCUCACUGUUCUGGCGACCAUUGGGUCACCCCGUCCUACGCAGCUGCCAAGCUCCUUAAACACUUCGACCUCCUCUCAAGAGACACCCACCAGAGAAUCCACCACUUUCAAUUCACCCGACAGUACCUCUUCCCCAGGGACCUCUCCAGCAGUGGAACCAGACUCAACAGGUCAAACAGAUGAUCCAUCUGGAUUGGUGGGUGCGGAGGGAUACACAGAGCCAGCUGGGCACAAGGAAGAAGAGGAGCAGCCUUUACCAGGGGAGCCUGACACAGCUGAGCUUCGCAGGCGCCGGCUUCAAAAACUGGAAUCCUCCUCUUCCCCUUCCCAUUGACACCCCUCCAACUCCCCUUCCUAAGUAUCUUGUCUUGCCUGGGUUACCGUUUGACACUGACUUUUUUUCUUUUGAAAAGCAGCGUGUGCGGUGGUGGUUGGGGAUACGACAAGAGAAAUGAGACUCUGCCAUCACUCUGUUAGGACGUUCUAACCUGCACCAAGUGUUGACUUGACAUGAGAAUGCUAGGGCCGCUGUGCUGGGGUUCAGAAUUGACUCUUUAAUCUGCCAUAGUUUCUAAUUUAAAAACCAACAAAAAC